GCCGGAUCCGCCUCAUCGGACGCGGGCAGGACAGUCGAUUCGCCUCGCCCACGCCUGAACACCAACCUUCGUCACCUCCGCCGGCACUCGCUUAGGGUUUCUGCUCCAGUGGCGUGAAACGUUCGAUCUGACGCAGACAAGAAACUUCCCCGCCGAUUCAUCCUGUCCGGUCCGGCCUUCGCCAUGGAUAAUGCCCCCAAAACCAUCGCUAGUGUUGUGCGGUCAGUGCAGCUGGUCAAGGUCGACGGCUUCAGCUUGACCCGGACCAUGGGCGACCACGAUUGCAUCAAAUACAGAUGGAGUUUCGAUGGGUACGAAUGGGAAAUCCGGGUCUAUCCUAAUUGCUGGAGCUACUCUGUAAGAGUGGAUCUUGCCUUUCUCAGCAAACCCCGCAGGGCCGGCGUGAAGCGUGCCUUUCUCAGAAAAGCCCGCAGGGGCAGUGUGAGGGUCGCUCUUAGCUGCCGGUUGGUUGAUCCGACAGGGAACCUUGAGCCAUCCAACGAACGUAGUAAUCAGGGCGUGUUCAGCCAUCCCAAGGAGUUCUUCUCUAUAUUAAAUGUCAUGGGAAGAAGUCAGCUAGAAAAUUCAGGUUAUCUUAGGGGUGAUUCUUUCACUGUGCAAUGCAUUGUUAACGUCCUCAAGGAGCUGCCUGAUUCUGCGACAGACCCUGUCCAAGAAGCGCCAGUGCCAUCGCCAGACCUGCACCGGCACCUUGCUGACCUCCUGCAGAGCAAGACGGGAGCCGAUGUCACAUUUCUCGUGUCUGGCGAGUCUUUUGCUGCACACAAGCUCAUCCUCGCGGCAAGGUCCCCCGUCUUCAUGGCCGAGUUCUUUGGAGACAUGAAGGAGAAGUGUGCGGCCCGUGUGGAGAUCAAGGACAUGCAGGCUGCGGUAUUCAAGGCGCUGCUUCACUUCAUCUACACCGAUACUGUGGCUGAAUUCGCCGAGAAGGGCGAGGAGGUGACAGUGUUAACUCAGCACUUGCUUGCAGCUGCUGACAGAUACGGACUGGACAGGCUCAAGCUGAUUUGCGAAGGCAAGCUCUCUGGUGGCAUCAAUGUUGACAUAGCAGCGACAUCUCUGGCUCUAGCCGAAGAACACAACUGUCCACAGCUCAAGGCGAAGUGCGUCCAGUUCAUCAUUAGAAAUCGUGAUGUUCUUGAUGCUGUGUUGGCGUCGGAGGGGUACAAGUACCUCGCGGCAACCUGCCCUUUGGUGCUGGCUGACCUUCUCAAGUUAAGUCUGCGUGUGGGGGAAAACAGUGAUGCAUAGUUAGGUGCCACUAGAGUCUAGUUUCAAAUUUCAAUGAUGUGUAGUCUCUGUGUGUGUGUUUCAUGUAUGCGGUAUGCUUAUCUAGUUAAGCCAUGUCAUGUCUUAAUAAUGAACCGAAGCUCGGGUUGGUUGAUCUCUGGUUGCGCCAGUUAUCCAUGGACGUAUGUUAGUAACUUGUG
Messenger RNA from Triticum dicoccoides, 1451 nucleotides. Its product is annotated as BTB/POZ and MATH domain-containing protein 2-like. The record is from RefSeq and is a predicted model, not a curated record. Gene Ontology annotation, molecular function: protein binding. Lineage: Eukaryota; Viridiplantae; Streptophyta; Magnoliopsida; Poales; Poaceae. The coding region runs from base 184 to 1272 and encodes 362 amino acids. The transcript has 2 exons. Gene Ontology annotation, biological process: protein ubiquitination.